Messenger RNA from Papaver somniferum (opium poppy), 2739 nucleotides. Its product is annotated as probable mitochondrial-processing peptidase subunit beta, mitochondrial. The transcript is spliced from 10 exons. Gene Ontology annotation, molecular function: metal ion binding. Gene Ontology annotation, cellular component: mitochondrion. The record is from RefSeq and is a predicted model, not a curated record. Bases 57 to 1310 code for a protein of 417 amino acids. NCBI's taxonomy places the organism in Eukaryota, Viridiplantae, Streptophyta, Magnoliopsida, Ranunculales, Papaveraceae.
AGGAAAAAAAGAGGGAGAGAGAAAAAAACCGUAGAAGAAAAAGGGAAACUCUGGCCAUGGCAUUGAAGCAUUCCUUAAGAAAAACUCAUACAGUUCGUAAACUCAACAAUCUCACUCAUACUUGUCCAUUUAUUUCAACUUCACAAUCAUCUGGUCCAAGCUUGAUGGUCACCUGUGAUCAACCAGCGGCAUUGAUUGAAUCAAAUCGCCUGGAAAAACCAAACCCUAAGUUUCUCAAAUACAGUUUACCCCAUCCUGUUGUAAUUGAUCCCUCAAUAAUCCUUUCUUUUCCUGAAACUCGAGUUACUACCCUUCCGAAUGGUUUAAGAGUUGCUACUGAAUCUAAUUUGGCUGCUAAAACAGCAACCAUAAGUGCUUGGAUUGAUGCAGGGAGUAGACAUGAUACUGAUGAGACUAGUGGCGCGGCUCAUUAUGUAGAGCAUAUAAAGUUAAAUUCAGCAUGUAGGAUGUCAAAGGAAGAAAGGCAAGAAAAGAUUCAGGAUAUGGGAGGGUGUUUGAGUGCUAAAACUGCUAGGGAAUAUACUGCUUAUAACCUGACGGUCAGAGAUAAGUAUGUUCCUAAUGCACUUUAUAUUAUAGCUGACAUUUUGCAGAAGAAUUCGUAUUAUAGUUAUCAAGAUGUUGACUUUUUAAGAAAUAUUAUUCUCCAAGAGAAACAAGCGGUUGAGAGAUGUCCUGAGAAACUUAUUUUUGAUCAUCUGCAUACUGCAGCGUUCCUGUCCUCUCCUCUAGGUAGAACUGUAUUGGGGCCUGAUCAUGUUAUCAAGACAAUCCACAGAAAUAAAAUUGUCGAUUUCAUUUCAACUCAUUACACACCUCCUAGAAUGGUCAUUGCUGCUUCUGGGGCUGUAAAGCACGAGGAUAUCAUUGACAAAGUAAAGAAGUUAAUUACGGACCUACCAACUGAUCCUACUACUGCUUCUCACCUGGCAGCUAAAGAACCAACAAUUUUCACCGCUUCUGAGGUUAGAAUAAUUGACGAUGGUGUUCCCCUUGCACAUUUUGCUGUUGCAUUCAAAGGAGCAUCUUUGACAGACCCGGAUUCAAUUGCUUUAAUGGUUAUGCAGUUCAUGCUAGGUUCUUGGAGUAAGAACACAGUGUUUGGAAAAUUCAUAGGUUCAGAGCUUGCUCAGAGGGUUGCCAUUGAUAAUAUUGCUGAGAGCUUGAUGCCUUUCAAUAAAAACUAUAGGGAUGCUGGUCUGUUUGGUGUGUACGCCUGUGCCAAGGCGGAUUGCUUGGAUGAAUUGGCCCAUGCAAUUAUGUAUGAGAUAAACAAGUUAAAAUACUGAGUUUCGGAAGCUGAUGUCAUCCGCAGUUGUAAUCAGGUAUCUCUUCGUGCUGCUCACUUGCUUACAUAUUUCGUGGACAAUUUCAAACCUUGCCUUUUGCUGGCCUUAUGUAAUCUUGACUGGAUUCGGUCAGGUAUUUUUAUCCUUUUGUAAGCGCACUUAUUCCUCUAUUGAGGAAGAAGGGGGACUAUCCCAUCCAUCCAUGAAAAUUUUAGUAAAGGAGUAAAUUUAAAGAAAAACACAAGAAAAAGGAUGUGCAUGUGUGUGGGUACUGGUGGGCAGGGAUGUAGUGGCAUAACUGGCUAACCCCAGCUCAGUCAUGGAAAUCGGAUAAUGGUAAGACCAAAUUCUCCUAGGAUUAAGAAUAGUCCAAGGAACAACAACUGGGUUUUGCAACACGUGAAUCCCGAUGUAUCUCCAUCGCAUUAGUUGACACCAUUAUUUAGCAUAAACUGCGUUUGCGCACUGUAAGAUUUGUUUUCUUUUCUUCAAUUUUUCGUUUUUGUUAAAAUGAUAAAACAACAGUUCAUGGACGGGACUAUAAAUCCCUCGUAAGGACACCUGCAUAUGUGGUUUGACAAGAAUCAUAUGGGGGUGCUGGUAUAUCUCUGGUUCAGACAUGUAAAGUAUUUUAGAUCCUUCAACUUCCUGAACAACUGACAUAAGAUAAGACUGAAAGAGCACAAAAGAAUGGAUUAGAGAGACAAGUGGUGGUUACUCAGGGUUUUCAAUACCCUAGCCAAUAACCUUCACCUCUUUUGUUAUAAUUGUAUUUCAUACCUGGAAAAGGAGGUAAAGGGCCGUGAAUGUUCCCAGUUCUGAUAGCGCCCGUAACAGUCACGUUGAAGUCUUCUAUUCUGCUCGAACUUGAUGGAACCACCUCAGUUGCUGAUGCUAUUGGCAGUCAGCUACUUGCUUUUGGCAGAAGAAUUUCAUUUGCUGAACUGUUUGCGAGGAUUGAAGCAGUGGACGCAAGUACCAUCAAGCGUGUCGCCAACCGUUUUAUAUCGGAUCGGGAUAUAGCGAUUGCGGCCAUGGGACCCAUCCGGAGGCUUCCUGAAUACAAUUGGUUUAGGCAUAGUGCCUCCUUGAAUCGCCAAUGGGUGGGUGGAAAAUGACUAAAGCAUCACUUCUUGUAUGUACCGAUAGGUUUUAACAGGUGUUGACGGCACAUCAUUUUCUGAAGGGAUGUAACACUAACAGGGGUGUAUUGGAUCAUGAUUUAUGUGGAUAAAAAUAGAUACUAGUUUACCUGAAUCAAAGUGGAUUUAUAAUGUUUCUUAAAAGAAUCUUUAUGAUUCUGGAUUAUAAUAGAUUGAAUUAGGAUUAAUGUAGAUAUAUAAAAGUUGGGGUAGAUUAGGGCCUGUUUUCAUCUUGAUUUUAAUGUUAGAACCUCUUUUAAAUAUCUGAUAUGCAUUUUGAGUUGUUA